Molecule: messenger RNA, 4219 nt
Organism: Scomber scombrus (Atlantic mackerel)
Lineage: Eukaryota; Metazoa; Chordata; Actinopteri; Scombriformes; Scombridae
Gene: tom1l2b
Product: target of myb1 like 2 membrane trafficking protein
Exons: 15
Coding region: 18-1589 (523 amino acids)
Biological process (GO): signal transduction
Cellular component (GO): membrane; endosome
Molecular function (GO): ubiquitin binding; clathrin binding; phosphatidylinositol binding
Source: RefSeq, a predicted model, not a curated record
GUUUGUUGUCGAGCAAGAUGGAGUUCCUUUUGGGAAAUCCUUACAGUACCCCAGUGGGGCAUUGCAUCGAGAGAGCCACCGAUGGCUCCCUGCAAAGCGAAGACUGGACCCUCAACAUGGAAAUAUGUGACAUCAUCAAUGAAACAGAGGAUGGGCCAAAAGAUGCCAUUAGAGCAGUGAAGAAGAGACUGAAUGGCAACAGGAACUAUAGAGAAGUGAUGUUGGCUUUAACGGUCCUGGAGACUUGUGUGAAGAACUGUGGCCAUCGCUUUCAUUCUCUGGUGACCAGCAGGGACUUUGUUGAUGGUGUACUUGUUAAAAUUAUCUCUCCUAAAAACAACCCACCUACAAUCGUUCAAGAUAAAGUACUCGCCCUGAUUCAGGCGUGGGCUGAUGCAUUCAGGAGCAGCCCGGACCUCACAGGUGUGGUCCAAAUCUAUGAGGAGCUCAAGAGGAAAGGCAUUGAGUUCCCCAUGUCAGAGUUGGAGACCCUCUCGCCUAUACACACACCUCAGCGGUCGGCAACUGCUCCAGAGGGAGACUCCGCCCUACAAAAAUACACCACCACCACUACCCAGCCGGCACCACAGGCUGUCCUGCCAGCCUACACCGCUCCUCAGGUCCCCAACAUUCAUGCCUCCGGAUCCAUCAAUCCUACACCCGAUCAGAUUUGUCGGCUGCGCAGUGAGUUGGACAUUGUGCGUGGAAACACUAAGGUGAUGUCAGAGAUGUUGACCGAGAUGGUUCCAGGACAGGAGGACGCUUCAGACUAUGAGUUACUACAGGAGCUGAAUAGGACUUGCAGAGCCAUGCAGCAGAGGAUAAUGGAGCUCAUCUCCUGCGUUUCUAAUGAGGCAGUGACCGAGGAGCUGCUGCAUGUCAACGACGACCUCAAUAACAUCUUCUUACGCUACGAAAGGUAUGAGAGGUUUAGGUCUGGAAGGUCUACAGCUCAGAGCGUCAACAAUGGGGUCCUGAGUGAGGCUACAGAGGACAACCUCAUAGACCUCGGCCCAGGCUCCCCUGCGGUGGUCAGCAACAUGCACAACGCAGCUCCAACCAACUUGUACUCCAACGUCACAGCCCCCGCAGUGAGGCCCUCCUCUCCAGCCACCUUGGCCUCCCGCCUGGCCGUACUUGACGUGGGUGCAGACAGUGUGAGCAGUACUUUGAGCUCUUUGCCCAGCUGUAAGCCUCCACCUGCACAGGAUGACUUUGAUGUGUUCGCCCAAACCAGGACCGGAGUUGUGUCUGAACCACAGAAGACCAGUACAGCAGAGGACGGCAAUACUGCUGGUAGCCUUCCUCCCACUCUGGAUGUCCCACAGCCAGCUGCAGGAGCGGGUGUCGGAGGCCAGUCCUCUGUCAUGGAUGACAUAGAGGAGUGGCUGUGUACUGAUGUGAAAGGAGAUGAAGGCGAGGAAGGCGUGACAAGUGAAGAGUUCGACAAGUUCCUCGAGGAGAGAGCCAAAGCCGCAGAGAUGGCCCCCAGCCUACCGUCGCCCCCCAGUGGCGACCCGGUUGCGGCGCAGGAAACCCCAAACCGCAAAAAGCCAGACCGACCGGAGGACGCUCUGUUCGCCAUGUAGACCUUCCACCUUUGACCCUCCGACCCCCCAGCCGAAGACCCGACCAGCUGAGCAGCAUCACACCCGAGGACAGACUGACCUGACACAAAAAACACAUCCACCCUCCGCUCUGAUUGCUCCAUCACAACGCUAUUCAGUUACACUACAGAGAUUUGUACAUGCUGUCCUUUGUAAAAAAAAAGAAAAAAGAAAAAAAGGGAAUCAUUCAUGUUCUCCGUUAACUUCUCGCUAGACAAAAGGGAAAACCUGACAAAUGGUCUAUUUUGAUACGCCACCGAACGAUGGACCCCUCCCCCCUCACCUCCCUCCCACAUGAUGACCAGUGUCAGAGACAAUGAGGCCGCCUGCUUGUUCCCUCUUCUUUGCGUGUGAAGAAAUGUCCCUCAGCCUGUUGUGGACUGCAGAGCUUCAUGUUGCAGCUAAUCCUGAUAAUACGAUGUAGAGUUUUAUAAAAGAGGCGCCCCGCUGAUCAUGUCAGAAAUAGGAUAUAUACAUUUCUAAUCCAAGCCCUCAAAGCAUGCAUUAACACCACCAACCUUGAUUAUUUAAGUUUUUACUUUUAAAGAAGCCCUAACAGAUGCAUUUACGGUUGCUAUUGCAGAAUUGCUAAUUAUAGGCAGAACGAGCAAACCUACAAGGAUAUUUGUUUUCGGUGUUUUGUAUCGGUCCCUUUGCAAGUCAGUCUAAAUUGAAUUGUAAAUCUGUAAAUGACAAAUGUCAAGCUGUGUGUAUAUUUAAGCUACGUAUGUAUGAAAGAGAUGUUGAUUUAAUGGAGAUUUGUUUUGAAAAAGGGGUUUUUGGAACGGGCUCAUGUUCCCAGCUGCUUUGACGAUAGGGAUGUACCUCACUGCGUUCUGCUUCCUCACGAGAAAAAAGGGACAAUAAGCAUCUUGAUUAUUGACAAAAACUCACUUUUAAAAAGAAGAAGAAGGGAAUUUAGUUUUUAUCGUCGGCGUAAUUGCACACACACUAAUAACCGUAUACUCAAAUCUGCAUUCUCACGCUGUAGAUUCCUCUUUCACAAACUCAACUGCAGAUCUUUGAUGAUAAGUUGAUCACAGUGAAUUUUCCUGAGAUUAUUUUGAUGAGAUUUUAUUCGCCUAAAGCUGCUGCAGUCGGUCUUAACUCCUUCUGCUGAACUAUACUGUCUAAUUAUUGUUGUUUGUGUGAUCAUCUUUAUGCUGAAGAUAGAUACAAAUAUAUUUUUGUGUCAUUGAAUGAGUUGGCAGGGAGCCAGAGGUAGCUGAAGAGACAUGCUGUCAUCAGUCAGUGACUGUAGGAUUUUUAACUCAUGUUUGAGUAGCUCGUGCCGUACCUUUUCAGUUUAGCGGACCAAGUUUUUUCUUUUAUUUUGGAUGCGGAUGGAGGAAAAAAAAACUUAGAAUGUGUACAGACCGGAUAAUUGAAUUGUUUGUACGUAAUCCGGCCCUAUCUUUACAUCCAGGGACAUGAUGAGAAUUCAAUAUCACACUACGAAAGCUGUUUGCACAUGAUAUUUUUUUCCUGUUUUUUUUUUUUGUGCAGCUCUCCUUUAUUUCUCGAUGCUGACACCUUGGAAGGCCUGACCUUUCAGUACGACAUUUGUUUUUCCCGAAACGAGCUCGCCAACGCAGACACAGCGCUUACAAAUGAGACAUUUCACUAUUUGACAGUAAUAAAUGCAACAUGUUACACAAUCACGACAAGCUACAAACAAGCGUGCACUUUGACAGUUUCAACUUGUACUGUAAAGGACGAACACUUAACCAGCUGUAAUUAAUGAGAUGUUUGGAAAUAUUUAGAAAUAAUUUAUUCAGUGCUAUUCUUUUCUUUUCUUUUUUUUUGUUCUCUUUCUUCAGAUCAGUAUUUUAAAUUGUUUUAUUGUAAGGAAAGUGGGAAAACAAUGAGAAAUUGUCAUAAAGGUGUGUGUUUUAAGUGUGUUUCUGUUUUAUACAUUACUGCUGGUUAAUGUACCUUAUUUGUUAUGUUUAUUGGUUUUGUGGAUAUAUAAGGGCAGAUCACUGACUGUGAGAAACAGAUGAACUGUAGCUCUAAGAGAAUCACACCAUUAAUCUCAUGAAGGAUACAUAUUUUUUUUAAUAAAUCCCUCAUAAGUUUAUGGACUGACUAGCACAUGACAAAACAGACAUUAUCUUACUUUCUGACACUUUUUUCGACAAAGCAUCAACAUUGCACAUUUGAAGGGAAACGUCAUUUCUCCUUCUGUUUCCUUGUUUUUAGUGUUCGACGUGAGUGCGUGUGAGUGUGUCAGCUGUUGCGUAACGGAAUCGUUUUAUCUCUCCGUCUAUUAAAAAAAGAAAGAAGAAGAAGAUGUGCAUUUUAAAGAACCCAUGUUGUCACUCUCACUCUUUGAUACCGCCCAGCAUCAGCCUGGUUCGUUUCAGCGUGAGCUCUCGUCAGCGAUUCUGUAACUGUAUCUCAGCACACUGGAGAGUCGUCUCAGAGCUGUUUUGCAGAGGAACAGUGCGUUUCUUUGUGUGUCACUGGAUUAUAUGAAAAGAGAUGCUGAUAAGGGAGGCUGUGCUGUGUGAUCCCUACUCUCUCCUGAGUUGCCUCAUCCCUCAUUUCUCUUUGUGUUGUUUGACUUCUGCAUGAACUCUUAAUAAAACAUUGGCAGUGUGUGAUCCGCA